UUAUGACAAGGCUUCUUCAAGACUCUUGCUCAGAAGCAUCCAGCACUGGUAACAAAUAGAAAUGGGAUGCAGGAAUGGAUGGACCAUUUUGCUGAUGCUUCAGGGCUGGAUCUCUGUUCUUUCUCAGCUUUGCUUCCUCAGCCAUGAAGCUCCAGAGGCUCUGGCAUCCCUUUUCCUGGUGUUCCCUGUUCCUUCUGCUCAUGCUUUCAGGAGCUGAGCAGCAUGCGUUUGAUGUUACUGUUUGGCCGGAAAACCCUGUGGUGGAGCACGGAGGGUCCCUGUGGCUGAACUGCAGCACCAGCUGCCAGGAGGCAGAUGCCAAGGGAGGCUUGGAGACAUCUCUGAUCAAGGAGAGAAGAGACAAUGGGACUAGCUGGGCAGCCUUCCAGCUUGUUAACAUCACAGAGUGGGCGCCCGCCCCGGAGUGCUUCUUCAGCUGUUACGGAGAGCAUAAAUCUGUGCGUGCAAACAUCGUGGUGUAUCGGAUUCCAGAACAUGUAAUUUUGGAUCCAGUGCCAAUGAUGGAAGUGGGCAAAGUGUAUACUUUGACAUGCAGGGUUCCCAGCAUUGCUCCUAUCCAGAACCUCACCAUGACCUUGCUCAAAGGGAAGGAGAAACUGCAUAUGGAGACCUUUGAGAACCACACUGCUCCUGAAGCCAGUGAAGUUGUGAUGACUCACACCAUUACUGCUCAGCAGGCCAACCACAGGGAAGAAAUCACCUGUCAAGCAGCUCUGGAUCUGAGGCCUGAAGGGCAGCCCUUUGAAAAGACAUCUCGCAUCCAGCUCCUACAAGUUUUUGCUUUCCCAAAGGAUCCCCAGCUCCAAACCUUGCGCUACAUAGAGGCCCACACCACAAUGGCCGUGCAGUGUGAGGUGGCAGGAGCUUUUCCAGCCGAAGAGGCCCAAUUUGACCUGACCAUUGCCGGAGAGAGACUGAACUUCAGCAUCAGUGUGCUGGGUGAUACAGCAAGGGCCCAGGCUCAGGUGUCCUCCUUAUCAGCAGGAAAAUAUGAAUUGAAUUGCACAGUGUCCCUGGGUCCAGUGAUCAAAUCUGCAAUGGAAACAGUACAUGUUUACAGUUUCCCUGAGCCCUCUCUGGAGAUCCAUCCAUCUCAGACUCUUGUAAAUAAUCCUGUGACCAUUAUAUGUGAUUCUACGACAACUGAGCUGCCCAGCAUUUCUCUUCGGAUCAAAAAUGCUUCAGGGAGGACCCUGGCUUCUGGUGAUCAACACCUUCUGCAGCUCACCCACAUAGCUCAGAAGGAAGACGAUGGGAGGGAAUUUGUAUGUGAAGCAGAACUGACGCUUGGUGGAGACACCAUCAUUAAACACACAUCUACCAGUCUUACUGUCUUCUAUGUGCCGGAAAUGGAUGAGUCCACUUGUCCAAGCAACCAUACUUGGGUAGAAGGGAUGCAACAAAUGUUCCACUGCAUGGCCAAGGGGAACCCUAAACCGUCAGUGGUUUGCAUCAAAGAUGGCAUCACGUACAACCUGGAAAAGAAAGAGGUGGUCAACCAGAGCUAUGCCGGCAUCUUCAACUGCAGUGCCACAAAUGAGCUCAGCUCCAGCACCAGAUUAGUCACAAUCCAUGUGGAAUAUGGGCCUCGGCUGCGUGAGUCUGGCUGCCCAAGUAACCAAACAUGGGUGGAAGGGAGCCUACAGAAGUUCACCUGCCAAGCUGAUGGGGUUCCCAUUCCCAAGUUGUCUUGCAUGAAAGAUGGCAAAGUGCAUGAUGUCAGACAAGUGCAGAAUGUCACACAAAGCCAUGCUGGUGUCUAUCACUGCAAUGCUACCAAUGCUCAUGGGUCAAGCAGCAAGAUGGUCACUAUCGAUGUUGAGUAUGGGCCUGAAAUGGAUGACUCCAGCUGCCCCCAUAAUUUGACCUGGAUAGUGGGGGCAGAGCAAACCUUCAACUGCUUUGCAGGGGGGAACCCAGGGCCAACUGUUAAGUGCAUAAAAGAUGGCAGAGCUUAUAGCCCUGGGGUUUCCCAGCACGUCACCAAAGAACAAGCCGGCACUUAUCGCUGCACAGCCACAAAUGUACAUGGCUCCAACAUCAGGGAUGUGAGCAUCCAAAUUGAAUAUAAGCCAGAAAUGGAUGAAUCCAGCUGCCCAACUAACUGGACCUUAGUAGAAGGGGUACCACCCACUUUUGAGUGUAAAGCUGAGGGGGUCCCACCUCCAGAAGUUGUAUGCACCAAGGAUGGCAUAUCAUACCACCUUAGUCAACUACAAGGAAUCCCAGUUCACAAUGGAAUCUUCUGGUGUAAUGCUACAAACCGGCAUGGAUCAGCCACCAAGGCAGUCACUGUUGCUGUUGAAAGCAAACCUAAGAUGGAUGAGUCCAGCUGCCCAAGUAACCAGACCUGGCUGGAGGGGACUUUGCAGUCGUUGGCCUGUGAAGCAAAUGGGACUCCUACUCCAUUUGUCUUGUGCACCAAGGAGGGAGCUACUGAGGACUUCCAGAAAGAGCAGAAUGUCAGCAGAAAUGACACUGGCAUCUAUCAGUGCAAGGCCACUAACGGCCAUGGGACCGAGAGGUGGAUGGUGGCUGUGCAAGUGGAAUACAGGCCUGUUAUCUCUCUUCUGGCUGUCAGUGCUUCCUUACCCAUCAGAAGAGGAACAAACUUUACCAUCACCUGCCAUGCUGAUGGGUCUCCAGCUGUCAGCUACACCUGGAGGGUGCCUCAGGCUUCCAACCUCAAUUAUGUAGUCAACAACAGCACGGUAGCCAUCACCAGUGCCAGUGGACAGAACAGUGGUGUGUAUGAGUGCACAGCCAGCAACAAACAUGGGCAGUACCUCAGCCAGGUGGAAAUCCGAGUGGAAGAUCAUUGGCUGUAUAUUAUUGUUGUCAUAGCAAUUGCUGGCGCCACCAUGUUAGUCCUGGGAGGAAUGGCUGGAGUUAUUUACUAUCUCAAAUCCACAGCCUGUAAGAAAGGCGAGUACAAUGUCCGUGAUGCAGAGAACUCUACUGAAGCCACCUGUCUGAACCGUGAGAGGCCCUGUGAUGGAGAUAUCUAUGGUAUACAGCUCACUAGGACCUGAAUAAGUUUGGGCAGGAAUCCCUAGGUCUUGUCUCCUCAGGCAGAGAGAGUGGGGGACAGAUAAAAUAUAACUGUCUGUACACCCUCCACUUCUGUCACCAUCUUCACCAUCUCUGGCUCUGAAGAAAGAAUGUCUGAGCCACACAGUCCUCCGCAUUACUGCGAAGUUAAUUGAUAAAGACACAGUUGAGAGUUCUCAAAAUGGAGGGCCCAUUUUAGUGCCCAUAGUUUGGAAAACAUUUACAUGGCAAUUGCCCAAUGGAGUCUAAAACCAGCCAUCAUCCACCGCUCAGCUCCACUCUGUUGCUUUUAUGGUUGGAAAUAUGCAACGCCAUUCUGCUCUGGAAAUAUUGCAUUUCAGCAAGUCUCUGCUAUUCCAAUUGGGAAUUUUUUAAUACCUGUUGACACCAGUUUUAAUCACUGCAACUUCAGUUUGGGCUCUUAAGUUCUGGAAAGUUAUGGCUGAUUGGUGCCUUGCCAAAAUGGGAAAUAUCAGCUUUGGAAAACAAAUUCUCAUACAUGGAGCAGGACUUCACCCUUCUAGGACAAGAUGAAGAUUGUAAUUUUUUUUUCCUAAAAAAAAAAAAGAGAGAGAAGAGCAACCUAACAGGACAUUGAAUAAAUGUGAUUAGGAAUUGUGGGUUUUCUUUGUACAGUGUUACAGAAUUCAUAAAACAAGGAUUAAGUUAUCAUGGAAACAUUUAAUCUGGAUUAGCAAAAUCUUGUUCCAUUUUAGUUUAACUCUUAUGCUGACUGAAUUAUACUAAACUGAAUCAAAUCCAUCAUAAGUUUCAAUGGGUGGAUCAAGCGAGAUCAAAUGAAUCCUUUUUAUGCUUUUCCUGAAUUUAAUUUUAUUGGUUUGCUUAUAGGAUUCACACAAAAGAUUAGUGCCCUGAAGUCAACAUGUUUUUCCUUCUCUACCUGAUGGCCACAUGUCUGUCCAUAUAUCUUGUGAAUGUAUAGUCUCUGAUCAGAGAUUCAUAUGAGUAGAGGAUCACAGAUUUUAUAGGACCAUAAGAAAGUAAGUUUGAGGACUUUUGAGAACAAUAAGGGAAUCAUUACUGAAUGGUGGCAGGUACUUUUUGACGCAAUAUUCUCCCCUUUACAUGUUAUGAACUCUCUGAAGACAGCUAUAUACAUGUAACAUGAGAAAACAAUGAGUCCACUCACUAGUGUGAGGCUUACUGGAGCGCUCAAGAUAGCUGUGAUUCUUUAAAGAUUUAAGGCCUCAUCAAUACAGCCCUUAAUCUGGAGUUCCAAGAUGUGAACUUCAACUACUAGCUUGCUAUAAGUUGAAGCCUACAAACACUGGGAAGUUUGGACCCAGUGCUGUCUCCAGGCAUGUAGAUUGGUCGUUUUCCAUUCCUGAAGUGAAAACUUCAUGUUUGUUGGACAAGUGUCCCAGAAGCAAUUUGUAAAUAUUAUAAUCAGAUCCACACACCAACAAAAAUGUGGUUACUCCAUAGUGCAUGGAGUUACAUCAUUAAAAAUCUGGUUCUGGUUCCAGUUCAUCAAUAUUUUUUAACUCUCAAGUUCAGGUCUGAUUCAGAAAAUAGCUUUUAAAAGUUGUUUGUUAAUGGGUUCAGGUACUUUGAACUGGUUUAGAAUCCAUUUAGAUACAUGCAGAAUUGCAGAUUAAUACAAAACUCCUUUGCUUGUAGUGCAACUCUAUGAAACAAAUAUAAUUAUAACUAUUUCACUCAAGAAAAAAUAUUUUUGCAUUGUUUAAAAGAGUUUUUAAAAUAAAAUAAUUUAUAACAGGAUUAAAAACCAGGAAAACAUCCUGUUUAGGGUGAAGGGCAGCAAGAAAGAACUGCAGUGCCAAAGAAAUGCAAGAAACUUCCAGCCUCAGUUCAAGUUUCCUCCACGUGGAGGCCUUUUUGCUAAACAAUAGCCUGUUCGUGACAAGGCUACUGAGUCCGAGGACUACCAGUCAUAGACCCUGCCUACCGAUCCUGCUUCCUCCUCCUCUUCCUUUUAGGUGGCUUACUGAAAAAUAAUUUCUUCCAAUAUUGCUGGAGCAGAGAGCAGCCCUCCUCCCACCCCUCAGAAGAGAUUUUGAACAGUUACCUGAUUUUGAACAGUUACCACUUUUUGUGUUUAGGGAUCAUUCGGUUCUGGUUCAAUUGCAAGGCAACCAAAAGACAUUGGGUUCAGGAUCAGGUUCAGUUCAAUUCCCUAGUCCAAUUCUUUUAAUUGCACAAGCUGUUAUUAGUUAAGUCAAUUGUGCAUGGAAAACACACCCAAGAUUCAAAUCUGCUUUAAUUUGUACUGCUAUGUAGGCUUUUGUAUUGGGAUAAAUGUACAGUUGAUGCACAUACACAAUGAUUCAGAUCUGUACAGCAACCUGUGUGUUUAAAUGGAGAAGAUGAUGCACUGUUACAAACAGUAAUAUACCACAGUGAUUCAGUUUUGCAAGGACAUCUGUGUUCUUGUGCAGCUCCCAUUCUUUUCAAUGGAGCUUACUCGGGAGAACUGAAGUUGUCCAAAAUGGCAACCCUGCCAAAUGCUGAACAGAUUUGGUCUGAUCCUAUGGCGUGGAGUAGGGAGGGAGCACCCUAGUGACACCUGGCUGAAGCAGGGGAUGGCACCUGAUAGAUCAGGGGACAGAAGUUAGCUCACCUGGUGGCUAAGGCCAGGAUGGAGCAUGCUGGACACAGGAGCUGUAGAGCACAUAGCGAAAGCUCAAAUCAAGCCGAUGCCUUUAUCUGGAAAGCUGAUAAGCAGGGCAUAAAGGUGACAGGUCUCCCUGUUCUUUGUCUCUAGUCUCUGUAAUUCAGAGGCAUACUACUGCUGAACACAGAGAUUUAAUUUAGCUAUUGUGGUUAAGAAAUUGCCUUUCUGGAAGAGACCUAGGCACGGGUGUAGCUAGCAUGGGGAAGGCCUAUACUCAUCCUCCACCCUGGCACAGGGCCCCUUGGUGGCAUGUACAAAGUGUGUGCCCCCACUCUCCCACAUCAGCAGGGCCCACUUACCUUCUGUCACCUCCACUGCCCGCCUGCCUCCACCUGCACCCAUGCCACCUCUCCUUGGAGGAGAGAGAAAGAGGAGGCGGAUGGAGCAAGGAGCCUCUUUCCCUCUCCACCUCCUCUGCCCGUGCAAUAUUUAGAAGUGCUUCCCAACAUCACGCGGACAGAGAAAGCAACGAGGAAAAGAGGAAGAGGGGGACAGGCUAGAGGGUGGUGAGGGGAGGCGGGAGCAGAUAGGCCCCUAGUGGUGGCUGGGCCUGCAUUCAAAGGACACCUUUUAAUACCAGCGGUAACUCCAUCCCUGGAUCAAGAUUCAUCUGGUCUGGUAUUCUGCCUCCUACAACAGCCACUCAGAUGCCUCUGAGAAGCUCACAAACAGGACAUGAAGGUGAUAGUAAUCCCCUUUUGUAUACCCCCAGUAUCUGUACUGCUUCUGUACACAGAGGUUCCUACUUAGCCAUCAUGGCUAAUAGGCAUAGGGACAUAGGAAGCUGCCUUAUACUGAGUCAUGCCAUCGGUCCAUCUAGUUCAGUAUUGUCUACCCAGACUGGCAGCGGCUUCUCCAGGGUUGCAGGCAGGAUGCUCUCUCAGCCCUAUCUCAGAGAAGCCAGGGAGAGAACUUGGAACCUUCUGUGUGCAAACUUGUAGAUGCUCUUCCCAGAGCUGCCUCAUCCUCUCAAGGGAAUAUCAUACAGUGCUCACAUCUAGUCUCCCAUUCAAAUGCAAACCUGGGCAGACCCUGCUUAGCAAAGGGGGCAAUUCAUACUUGCUACCACAAGACCUCCCCUCCAUGUGGCUGUCUAGUCUUUUAAAGCCAUUUAAAAGACCCACCAAAGUCAUUUAAAAGACCCACUAAACUGAAUUUAGCCCACUGUUCAUGUAUGACACGGACAGUCUACUAGAGGUGCAAUCAAUCUCCCAGUUUUAACACCUGCACAGGGCUGGAAAAACAGUAUACAACGUUCUGACUCAUUUAGUCAUUUAAGGGAGAAGACAGAUUAUAAGGUUGUUCUCACGAUCAUUGCUGCCCGGCAGGUAAGGUGUGGAAGGAAGGCAAGAUCAAUCUUACCUUUCCCCUUAAGAUCCAGAUCCUUGUGUGCAGUGUUCGGUUUGUGCAACCACAUGAACUGUGAUGCACUAAGCAGCAUGGAUUUCUGGAGGCUGGGAAAGCAUAGCCUGUCUUCCAGAGAUCCCUAAAUGCACCGUGCAAGGACCAUGGUGCAUUGAGGGAUUUCCCCUGAAGCCGAGUGCUCUAGGCACCUGGUGUUGCAGAAAAAUUGCUUAUCCUCUAUAAGUAAUUGUACAGGAAGCAACUUUUACUGAGAAACAAGUGUUUGAUAUUUAUUACUAACUAAAACAUAGGCUAAGAAAACAAUAAACAGACUAACAGUCUCUUUUGCAUAGAGAGGGAGAAUCUCUCAGUUUGAAUUCAAGACAACAAGUGAAGGAUCAGACAAACAAACCCAGACUCCAUCCUCAAGCCAAUACAUAGUUACAUUAUAUGUCCGUAGUAAAUCCCAACUUACUACUUCUCAGUGUCUCGUUCUUGAAUUCUGAGUCCCAUGUUGUGUUUUAUGGUGUAAUGCAACCUUAUCUUUUCCUGAUUGGAGCAAUUUAUCUGUGUCUGAAUCUGGUAUGCCUUCAAUUUUCACUUUUAGGAAAUUUCCACUUUUAGGUGGAAUCCCUUUAUUAACUCUGCUUGAGCAUCUCACUUCUUGUUCCAUUUCAAUCUAGCCUUCUUGAUUGGAAAACUCUGGUUCUGUCUCAGUCUUCGCUACUUGGUUGCAUCUUGCUGACCCCGUCUCUUGCCAAUUGUUCUUAUACUAAUUUAGAAAUUUAUCCCUUGCUUGGAUGCCCAAAUCAGCAGUGCCAAAGACUCAUGCAAUCUUUGUGUGCACCUUCACUUGCAACAUUAGUUUGCUUUCUUUUGCAAUUUAUUUCAUACAGUUCACCAUCUUUCAACAUGCCUCUCAUCAGAAACUUUCCUCCUUUGAAAAUAAAGCAAUGGUCCCUUCUAAGAAGAAUUCUACAUCCACAUCUUAUAGCUAUUUUUACACUCAUUAAACUGUUUUGCAAACUUGGAACAUAGUAUGCCCCUGGAAUACAUACUUCAUUCACUCUAUUUUCACCAAGAUUACACUUCAUAUAAACUGUCCCUUUUCCUUCUGCAAAAAAAAAAAAAAAAAAAAUUGCUGUCCAUUAGCAAGGUAUAUAGGACUUCUAUGUUCCAUGCUUAUCACAGCAAAACCUUGCAAAUUAUUGAAGGAAUGUGAAAAAGCUCCACUAUCCAAAUAUAUUUUGUUUCUACUUUAACUUGCAUCAACCCUGUAGAUGAUUUCUUUUGCAGCACACAUUUUCAUCUUUCUCAACAUUAUUUUCAUUGCUUUCACUUUUGCAUAGGUAAGUUUGUAAGAAAGUCCAUUUUUCUGGAAUUUAGACUGAUUCCUUGUUCUCUGUUGAGAAUAAUUCCCUUGCUCUUUAUUAAGACAAGUAUUCCUCAGAUGCAAGAUGCCUCCACAUAGAAAACAUUGCCCUCCAUCAGCAACUUUGUAGGCUUUAUUUUUAACUGAUUUCUCCCUUUCUGUUUGCUUUUUCAAAUUAAACUCUUGCAAACAUUCCUGCACAAAAUUCAAAUUCACAUUUUCUUUAAUUUGCAGAAAAUUGACAAUAUUCUCAUAUUCUUUAGACAAGGUAUUAAGCAAAAGUCCAAUUUUUGCUAAUUCUGGAAUAUUUAUCUCUUGCAGUUCCAACUCUCUCAAUCGUCCCCAAAAUGAGCAUAUGUGCCCACAACGGUCUCCCUCUUUGAAUCUUUUAUUACACAACAACUGCAGCAUUAGAUAAACUUGACUAUUCAUGUUUCUUUGUUGAAAGACAUCCUUUAGUCUUUCCCACUUCUCCUUGCUGUAUUUUUGUCUUCUCUAUGAUAGAUUAACUGAUCACUUACAGUCAGAUAUAUGUGUCCCAUGGCUUGCUUGUUUGCAGAAUCCCAUUCUCGUUGUUUCUCUUCAUUCGCUGUUGAUCUUUGUUUCUCCAGAACAUAAGGUAGUCCAAGAGUAUUCAGCAACAUCUUCACUCUGAAGGGCCAUUUUCUGUAGUUUGUUUCAUUGAGCACUUAACAGUGGGAUGCCUCCCCACAAAUGCAAAGGUAGUAAAGUAAUCUUGUCUAAUUUUCUUGCCUACAAACACUUUAUCUCACAAUGUAUUGCUUCAUGACUGGGCCCAUAACCCAAUGUUGCAGAGAAAUUACUUACCCUCUGUAAGUAAUUGUACAGGAAGCAACUUUAAUUGAGAAACAAGAGUUUGAUAUGUAUUAUUACUAACUAAAACAUAGGCUAAAAACAAUGAACAGACUAACAGUGUCUUUUGCAGAGAGAGGGAUAACUUCUCAGUUUGAAUUCAGAACAACAAGUGAAGGCGCAAACAAACAAACCGAGACUCCACCCUCAAGCCCAUACAUAGCUACAUUCAGACAUAAACAAGCAUGCCCCAUGCACAGAACUGAGACAAAAAGGUCAUUCACACAACCAGCAAUGGUGGGGGGGGGGGCGGCGAGGGGAAGGCAGGGUUCAACCGACCCUCCCCACAGAUGAUCCAGGAUGGCCCAAUCAACACUGCGUCAUCACACACAUGAUUGCUGCGGUGGUGACCAGUGCCACAUUCCGGAGACUGGGGAAAUGCUCCUCGGCCUCCAUGAAUCCCACAGUACACCACAUGCUGAGUGCAAUGCAUUGGGGGAUUCCCCCAGCAGACGGGCACACUAGGCACCCAUCUCUGUGUCUCCUUGGAUUGUGUGCAGUCCAAGGAGAGUCACAAUCCCAGCAGCCAGGUUAAGGGCAUGAUUGCACCCUUAACCUCAGUUAAGAGCCGGGCUUCAAAGUAAUGUUUACUGGGCAAGAAUGCAGGGAUCCACAGGGAUUCCGACGCUCCACUCAAGCAACCUAACCCAGGCUGGGCUGCCCUAGCCUGGGUUAGGCUGCUCAUGAGAACAGCCAUAAAGUCUGUAGCAAAUCUCAACAUCCAGCUCUGUGUCUGCUCUGCUCGGGCUGCGGGCAUAUGACUGCGGACUUGGGUAUAAGGGCACACUUGUGCCCUUCUACCGAGGUAAAAAUACCCUGCAUUUGAGGGGCCCUGUAUCUAGGUUCACUUUUUAAAUGAACAUAUGUACAAUUCACACAAAGACACAUGCACUUUCCAUGUGUACUGAUACCUGUAUGUAUGUACAACAUAAUGGCCAAGCAGGGCCACAUUCUGUUGGGAUUUAGACCUUGGGGUGAUCUAGCAUGACAAUUCUUAUAUGCACAAUAUUAUUAGUAAACAGCGCUGCAGUGCUGCAGGAAUGGGCAGGGACACAGUCCAGGUACUUUUUUCCUUCCAGGAUCUCAGCAGGAACACAUAGCCCUUGGCUUUCUUCAUGGAAAUAAUGUAAUACUCUUGCUAUUCCAAACAUGUAUUUCCAUGCUUCCUGUCGUAGGAAGCUGCCUUAUACUGAGUCAGACACUUGGUCCAGCUAGCUAAGUAUUUGCUACAUGGACUGACAGUGGCUCUCCAUGGUUUAAGGCAGGAGUCUUUCUCAGCCCUACCUGGAGAUGCUGCCAGGGACUGAACCUGAGACCAUGAACAUGCAAGUUUCGACUAGUUAAAACAGCCGGCUUGGCUGCUGUUUUGACAAAUCAAUUCAAGGAUUUUGGAAUUUAUUUUGAGCUCGGAACGAAUAACAAAAUCCAUUUCGUGCAUAUCUCUACUCAGUGGUUGUCUCUGUUUCUUCAAAGUGAUAGCCACCAACAGCUCAUAUCUAGCUCAUAAGUUUUGUACAAUCAGCAGGAGUUUUGUACCUGACAAGAUAUCCUCUUUGGCAGGAGACGGCAACCUGGUGCUGGCAUAAAACAAUCCAAGCAGGUAGCAAAUUCUAGACCUUGGAUGAAGAAAGGUGAUCCAGAAACAAAAUAAUUGCAUAUUAUUCACUCACUCUGUCCUCCCCUCUUAACAAAGAAGACUAUCUUCUGCACUGCUGAAACACCUAUGGCAAAUACUCUGUGUGCAACAUGGUCCUAGAUCAUUAUAAGUGCUGCAAAUUAGCUUCUUGUGGAAAUGUGGACCAUAUUUUGCAAAUAACAUUGUUUAGACCUCACUUGGUUUUCUAUUCUUGAUAUUCAUUUGGCCAUGGUCCCAUCCUCAAUAAAAAUGGUGCCACAGGAAUCAAAGUAAAUCAGCAACAAUCUAUAAAAUAGAUGAUUUCUAUUAUGUUUCUAUAAUUUUAAUCUGAUGCAUUUUUGGUGGUUUAUUAAGAACAGGAAAAGUUCUUUCCCUACUUAAUUAUUGUGAACAUUGUAUUUCCUCCCCUUUCCCCCUUAUGCUGGUGGUCACAGAUGGUCUCGCAAAAAAAUGUAGCAUGUGGCUCAGGCAGUGUCUCAAACACUGUUUAUAACAGUUUAUAACAGUUUAUAACAACAUGGGUAGAAAUAUUGUUGUAAAGUUGUAACAUGUUUAUUGUAUUUUCCUCAACAUAUUUCUUAUUGUAGCUGAAAAAAAUACAUUACAUAAGGGUUAAUCAUGAGUGAUUUCAAAAAUAAAUAUUUAUUAUUUAU
Molecule: messenger RNA, 11606 nt
Organism: Hemicordylus capensis (graceful crag lizard)
Lineage: Eukaryota; Metazoa; Chordata; Lepidosauria; Squamata; Cordylidae
Gene: ICAM5
Product: intercellular adhesion molecule 5
Exons: 13
Coding region: 144-3053 (969 amino acids)
Biological process (GO): cell-cell adhesion
Cellular component (GO): membrane
Molecular function (GO): integrin binding
Source: RefSeq, a predicted model, not a curated record